Rhagoletis pomonella (apple maggot) is the source of this 1173-nucleotide messenger RNA. Its product is annotated as nucleoside diphosphate-linked moiety X motif 8-like. The record is from RefSeq and is a predicted model, not a curated record. Gene Ontology annotation, molecular function: coenzyme A diphosphatase activity. Lineage: Eukaryota; Metazoa; Arthropoda; Insecta; Diptera; Tephritidae. Bases 215 to 1045 code for a protein of 276 amino acids. The transcript has 2 exons.
UUGCAUAACUUUUCUUGUGUGUUUUGGGCCAAUAAACAUCUUUAAGUAUCGAUAUAAAAACAAUAUUACUAUCGGUAUAUCGAUAAGAGCAGAUAAAGGAAAAACAAACUUCUGUGUUAAAGUCGAGGCACAUUAAACGUGCCUUGGUUAAAGUACACAGUUUAUUAAUAAGUUCGUCUUGUUUCGCAAAUUUAUUUAAUAUUAAAAAAUAAUAAUGUUGGUUGGAAAAUGUUUUCCUUUUCAAAUUAUACAACGCAGUAUAACAUUACUUACAGCAAACCAUAUACGAGUGCAUAACCAUAAUAAUGAGGAAGGUAAGAAUGUUGACGAAUUGCUGCGACCGGAUAUUCUGUUAUCAGAGGAAAACAAAUUACGUUCAAUACAAUGUAUGGAAAAAUCGACACCAGUUGGAUUAAGGUCGUCUAAGACAACUCGCGAAAAAACAUUCGCUGCCGUCCUCAUUUGCCUCUGCACAAAUGAAAGGAAAGAGAUCUCAAUACUUUAUACCCGCCGUUCCGGUCGACUCUCUAGGCAUGUUCGACAAAUAUCUUUUCCUGGUAAGCCGGUUAAGUUUGUUGUAGUUUUCUCUUGCUAUACUCUGUUGUAUCCAGGUGGCAUAAAGGAUCCUGAAGAUGCGGAUUUCAUAGAUUGUGCGUUGCGCGAAACUGAAGAGGAGAUCGGUUUACCACGCAGACGCAUAAAUGUCUGGGGAACAGGCAACCUUAUAUCACCGCCAAAUACUGCCGCUAUAAUGCCCGUUGUGGGCACUGUAGAAAAUUUUACUUUAAAAGAAUUAAAACUCAAUGAAGACGAAGUAGAGGAGGCAUUGGUAAUACCUAUUAAAGAAUUGGUACAUCCAAAAACUAUAAAACACACUCAAUUUAAAUCAGGUUGGAGUACCCCAAAUUUCGUAGUCGGCCAGAAUAAAGUUUGGGGCAUUACAGGCUUCAUAACAAAUACUUUUCUUCAAUGCCUUAUUCCGACAGAUCUAAAGAGACUUAAACAUCAUGUCAAAUACAUUCGUCCCUUUAAGAUAAAACAUUGACGAAAAAUCUAAAAAAAAAAAAAUUGUAAAUACGACUUUAUGUAUUGUAAGAAACCUGUUAUUCUAAGAGAUUAAUUUAAUGUUGUCAGGUUUUGUAAGAAAAUAAACCAAAUCAAUAAUCGGAUAAA